AUGGUGGUGAAUAAGCCAAGAAUAGUGAUAAUCGGGGCGGGAAUGGCAGGUUUAACAGCUGCAAACAAGCUCUACAAAUCCAGUUGUUCAAAAGAAGCAUUUGAGCUUUGUGUUAUUGAAGGUGGGAAUAGAAUUGGAGGUAGGAUUAACACUUCAGAGUUCGGCGGUGACAGAAUUGAAAUGGGUGCUACUUGGAUCCAUGGAAUUGGGGGUAGCCCAGUUCAUAAAAUAGCUCAAGAAAUCAAUUCCUUGGAAUCAGACAAGCCAUGGGAGUGUAUGGAUGGGUUUCUUGAUGACCCAAUCACCAUAGCUGAAAAUGGGUAUGUGUUAAAUCCAUCUCUUGUUCACCCUAUUUCAAAUCUCUUCAAAAAUCUAAUGGAUUUUGCUCAAGGAAAAAGGAAAUCAACUCUGGUUGGAAUCGGGAAUGGCGGAGAUGGGAUUGGGAAUAUGAGUGUUGGUUCUUUCCUUAGAAACGGUCUUGAAGAUUACUGGGAAACGGAAUCAAGAAAGGGGAGAGACGAUGUGAACGGGAAUGGGAAUUGGAAUCGGAAGUUGUUAGAAGAAGCAAUUUUCGCAAUGCAUGAAAACACUCAAAGAACUUAUACAGCUGCUAAUGAUUUGUUGAAUCUUGAUUAUAACGCAGAGAGUGAAUACGUCAUGUGUCCUGGUGAAGAAAUCACUAUCGCUAAAGGAUACUCAAGCAUUAUACAAUCAUUGGCAUCUGUUUUACCAUCUGGCGUCAUUCAAUUAGGUAAAAAAGUUGCCAAAAUUGAGUGGAAUCCCGAAUGUGAAUUGGGAAUAACAACAGAAAAUGGUCAUGAAGGUAGAAGACCAGUGAAGCUACACUUUCUCGAUGGUACAACUCUAUCAGCCGACCAUGUUAUUGUCACAGUUUCAUUAGGUGUACUCAAAGCCGGAAUCCGUGAUUCCAACGAUUUGGGUAUGCUAAAAUUCAAUCCCCCGCUUCCAGAUUACAAGAUUGAAGCCAUUUCAAGACUUGGGUAUGGUGUAGUCAACAAGCUUUUCUUGCAACUAAGUCCGGAUUACACAGAUUUCGACCAAUUCCCAUUUCUACAAUUCCUAUUCCACCAAAGUGAUUCCGAAGUUAAGGACCCGAGAAUCCCAUGGUGGAUUAGGAGAACAGCUUUUGUCUCACCAAUUUAUAAGAAAUCAAGAGUGUUAUUAUCUUGGUUUGCAGGUGAAGAAGCACUAGAGCUAGAAACACUCCCAAAUGAAGUGAUUCUUGAUCAAGUCUCCACAGCUUUAUCUACCUUUUUGCCAAAUUCGUCGGAUUCCCAUGAACAAUGUAAUGGGAAUGGAAUCAAGAACUCAUCAAAAUUGAAACUUGUUAAGGUUUUGAAGAGUCAAUGGGGGCAUGAUCCACUCUUUAUGGGGUCAUAUAGUUAUGUUGCAGUUGGUUCAAGUUGUAGUGACAUGGACACAUUGGCUGAGCCAUUACCUAAAACUGGUUCGCAGUCAGAGUCACAGUCACAUCAGCUUCAAAUUCUAUUUGCUGGGGAAGCAACACAUAGAACUCGUUACUCUACAACUCAUGGUGCUUAUUUUAGUGGUAUUAGAGAAGCCAAUAGGCUUCUUGAGCACUAUCAUUGUAUGGAUUAG
Messenger RNA from Lactuca virosa, 1620 nucleotides. Lineage: Eukaryota; Viridiplantae; Streptophyta; Magnoliopsida; Asterales; Asteraceae. The record is from the annotation of a GenBank genome assembly.